Molecule: messenger RNA, 739 nt
Organism: Panicum virgatum (switchgrass)
Lineage: Eukaryota; Viridiplantae; Streptophyta; Magnoliopsida; Poales; Poaceae
Exons: 4
Coding region: 1-549 (182 amino acids)
Source: RefSeq, a predicted model, not a curated record
AUGGCAACACAAAGCACGAACGGCGGAGCAGCCGAGCAGUUCGGUUUAACCGACAAACCGAACCGAGGAACCGUAGACCGAAGCCUUCGGUUUCUUGUUUUGCUAUACACCGAUCGGUUCUCAUUUCUUGCAAACCGAAUUUUGUGGAAACCGAAUAAACCAAACCGAAUCGUCGGUUUCAACCGAACGCCCAGCCCUACUGUUAGAGCUCUCCCGGCCGCCGCGCGGAUCUCUCCCGGCCGCGGCGCAGAGCUCUCCGGCCUCGCCUUCAUCAACGCUGAGAAGCUAGUGCUGCACAUCCCUACGCCUGCAAGAAGCUCCAGUGCCAGGCCGCCUUUGUCAACGCCGAGCAUAUGCAUCUGUCAACUGAGAGGAUGUCUAAUAGCGAAAGUGUGGCAUUACUUCCUGAAAGUGCUGGUGAAGUUGCACAAACUUCCAAUCGCAGCAGGAAGAGAUCUGCAGUUUGGCAAUAUAAUGAAGAAUUACCUAAUGAAGGAGAGGCAAAAUGCAUCCAUUGCGGCUCAAAAUUUGCUUAUCACAAAGGAUUAGUGAUGCUCUAAGUUGUAGUACUGUGUUGGCGAUGGUUGCAGGUCGUUGGGUGUCCAAUGGAUUCUCUAGGCAUAAUGGUAAUUUUCUCCCCUAGAAUCAAUCUUCAGUUUGCUGUUGGAGACAUUGUAAACUACUGAUGUAAGCUCUUCUUUUUACAGCAAUUCAGUUCUUUUCUCUCUCUUUUUUCUUC